Molecule: messenger RNA, 3870 nt
Organism: Syzygium oleosum
Lineage: Eukaryota; Viridiplantae; Streptophyta; Magnoliopsida; Myrtales; Myrtaceae
Product: transcriptional corepressor SEUSS-like
Exons: 11
Coding region: 1054-3717 (887 amino acids)
Biological process (GO): positive regulation of transcription by RNA polymerase II; negative regulation of transcription by RNA polymerase II
Cellular component (GO): nucleus; transcription regulator complex
Source: RefSeq, a predicted model, not a curated record
CCAUGCCAUGCGCAUACAUGGGAUGCAUGUUCCACACGUUAGCACAUAACGGAAAGGUGAGAGAGAAGAAUACCAUUUGACUUCAUUCGAGAGAGAGAGAGAAGGAGAGAGAGAGGAAUGAAGAGAAUUCAAUCCGAUCGAAUACAGCUUUGACGUCCGCAAGGACGACACACACCAACACACUCUCUAAUUUCCUCUCUGUACGCACACAACACAACACAGCUAAGAAGGAACAGGUCAUUGGCACUGCCAGUGUUCGAAGACGAGGAGGAGAAAAAGAAAAAGGGUACAAAUUUCCCAUGUAGAUGCGUCGUUCUUGAUACAGAAGCAGGAAGGUAGAGAACCCACCACCCAGAUAUCGUGAGCAGGGGAAUAGAGAGAAGAGUUUCGUAAAUUUCGUUAACAGUGAUUUCAGAAAGAGUGGCGAAGACAGAGUGCUGAUACUUGUAAAUUUCAAUUCCAGCUUUCGUAUAGGGGAUCGUUGAUUUGGUCGCCGUUAAGUAUCGACCGAGGGCUGUUCAAAGAUGUUUCUUUUCGAAUUCUUCAGCUUCUUUUGCCUUCGUUGGUUCUUUCUUGUCAAAAAAGGCUCGUCCUUUACCGUGUGAAUGAGUUAAUGAGCUUCUCUUUUGGGGUUUUGGAUGGGAAUUCGAGCGUGAACAGAUGAUGAAUGGGUCGCUACUUUCAUGGAAAACCCAUGCAAGAGCCAAUUGAGGAUUUCUUGUCACCUGGAGAUAUUGAAUUUGUAGAAUGCUCAAGAGAAAAGCUUGUUCCUUACCCUCGUGCGUAUGUGGUUUAUGGAUUUUGUUUGGAGGUACUCAACAGCAAAUGCUUCGACGAAAAGCUCGGCCGUUUCUGUUGGUGCACAAGAAGGAACCUCACUCCCAUAGCUUGGAACACGAGGGUGAAAUUUCCUAGGGUUAAGCAUCACUAGUUUUCCUACUAACUUUGUGUAACAAGUUCAUGCAAUUUGAGAUUUUUUUAAUACAGUUGUUUAGUUCAUUAUAGUUCAUAUUUUCGCGAAGAGGUCAUUUUCAUAAACUGACAGUGCAAAAGAUGGUACCUUCGGGGCCGAGCACGCCCAUUGGUGGUGCCCAGUCUGUCUCACCUUCACUUUUGCGAUCAAAUUCGGGUAUGUUAGGAGCCCAAGGCAAUGCUGUGCCUUCUCCAAUGACGUUUUCGAAUGUUGUGCCACCACGAGCUCAGAUUAGUGGGUUGAAUGUGCUUGGGAAUAUGUUGAAUGCGUCGUCUGAGCUUGGCCAAUCAUUUGGAAAUGGUGGUCAGAAUCCAGCUGUUGCUGCUUCUGGAAGUAACCUGCACGGAGACAUCAAUUCAGCAGCAGAGUCUGAUCCAUUGUCAUCUAUAGGCAAUGGAAUGGGUUUCAACACCCCUUCUUCAACAUUGGUCCCUUCGAACAUUGUUAAUCCUGGUACAUCUGGUCCAGUCCCAGGAAAGCAAUUUUUGAACCCACCGGGUAACCAAUUGAUGCCGGAUUAUUCCCUGUCCCAACCCCAGCCUCAAUCUUUUGAUCAGCAGAAUUUCCAACAAGCAAGUCAGCAGUCAAUGCAACAGGUCUCCAACCAGGUCAACACAUCACAGCCGUCACAGCAGCAGUUCCAGUCAACUCAUGGAGCAUUGGCUGGCGUAGGACCCGUUAAAUUGGAGCCGCAGAUGGGCAGUGAUCAGCUAGUGCAACGGCUGCAACAGCCAAUGCGGUCGCUGAGGAAUCCUGGACCUGUAAAAUUAGAGCCACAACAGAUUCCGAACAUGAGAAACCUAGCACCUGUAAAAGUCGAACCACAGAACUCGGACAUGUCCCUAUUACAUCAGCAGCAGCAGCAGCAAGUUUUGCACUUGCAGAGGCAGUCUCCUCAAGCUGCGGCCCAGAUUAAUCUCUUAAACCAACAAAGACUCUUGCUCCAGCAACAGCAACAGCAACAACUCAUGAAGGUGAUUCCCCAGCCACGGGCUCAAUUGCCUCAGCAGUAUCAGCAGCAGAACUUGCCCUUGAGAUCUCCCGCGAGACCCGCAUAUGAACCUGGGACAUGUGCACGCAGGCUUACCCGCUUCAUUUACCAGCAGCAACGUAGGCCAGAGGACAAUAAUAUCGAGUACUGGAGAAAGUUCGUAGCUGAAUUCUUUGCUCCCAAUGCCAAGAAGAAAUGGUGUGUCUCUAUGUAUGGAAAUGGUCGGCAAGCAACUGGAGUUUUUCCACAGGAAGCUUGGCAAUGUGAAAUAUGCAAUCGCAAACCAGGCCGAGGAUUUGAAGCAACUUUUGAGGUCCUUCCUAGGCUUUUCAAGAUAAAAUAUGAAAGUGGUACUUUGGAAGAACUACUUUAUGUCGAUAUGCCACGGGAGCAGGAAAACUCAUCCGGUCAAAUUGUCCUGGACUAUGCAAAAGCGAUCCAAGAAAGCGUUUUUGAGCAGCUUCGAGUUGUUCGUGAUGGUCAACUUCGAAUUGUUUUCUCUCCCGACCUGAAGAUAUGCUCUUGGGAAUUUUGUGCAAGGCGUCAUGAAGAACUUAUUCCUCGAAGAUUGCUGAUACCUCAGGUUAGUCAGUUAAGCGCCGCAGCUCAAAAGUACCAAGUGGCUACCCAAAACGCAUCAUCUAAUUUAUCUGUAUCAGAGUUGCAGAAUAAUUGCAACAUGUUUCUUUCAUCUGCUCGGCAAUUGGCAAAAGCUCUUGAAGUGCCGUUAGUAAAUGAUCUAGGAUAUACGAAAAGAUAUGUACGGUGUCUCCAGAUAUCUGAAGUAGUUAAUAGCAUGAAAGAUUUAAUUGAUUACAGCAGAGAAACAAGAACAGGACCCAUGGAAAGCCUGGUCAAGUUCCCUCGCAGAACAAGUCUGCAAUCUCGGGGUGACAAUGUACCUUUACAGCCUGAGCAACAACACCAGCAGCGGCAAACAUCUGCUCAGACCACAAGCAGAGAUCAAAAUUCUGUCCAGGCCAGUGCAACGCAAAUUCCUGCACACAGUGGUGGGGUCAGUGUAAAUAACCCUGUCAAUGCGGCUUCCUCUUCUGCAUCUUCCAGCGCCAUUGUUGGACUUCUACACCAGAAUUCAAUGAACUACAGAAAGCAAAGUCCUUUGGCUAAUGUGGGUAGCCCUUACAGGGGAGCUGGUGGGGUCCAUAAUCCUUCUCCUGGUUCCUCCUCUACAGCUCCUCCAGCACAGCCGAACACGUCCUCAUACCAACCACCUACACCAUCCACACCCAACAAUCCAAUGCAAGGUCCCCAUAAUGCCCCUCCUGCUAUUUCCAGCGAGGGCGAUGCCAAUGAUAACCAAAGCUGUGUCCAGAAGAUCCUGCAAAACAUGAUAUCGGGCCAACUAAAUGGUUCAGGUGGUAUGGUUGGCGUCGGUUCUAUGGGGAGCGAUUUGAAAAGUGUUAACGGUCUUUCGCCAACUUGCGCUAAUAUGGGCCAGAAUAGUACCGGGGGCUUUGUCGGGAAUGGGCCCACCAGCAGUAACCCUGGUUUUGGAAGUUCUGGGUAUGGCACCAUGGUUGAGGGAAUGGGCCAGGGCCAGUCUGCAAUGGUCAGUGGCCUCAGGAGCGCAAUGGCUAAUGGUUCACUUAUGAACGGACGGGUGGGAAUGAUGCCGAUGGUCAGGGGACAAAGCAUAAAUCAUCAACAGGACUUGAGCACUCAGCUUCUUAACGGGCUAGGAGCUGCUAAUGGCUUUACCGAUCUUCAGUUCGAUUGGAAACCAUCCCCUUGAACAGUGUGGAGAAGCGAUGAAUGGGUUAUUGUUAGCAGAGAACAUCAUUAGACAUGGCAUGAACGCCAUCAGCCCCGUAGGAGAUCAUAUACCUGGUGAGAUAGAUUUUAGGGGCUUCCUCUACUUUCAACCUAAUUCCAGAGAAACAGCAAA